Molecule: messenger RNA, 300 nt
Organism: Colletotrichum abscissum
Lineage: Eukaryota; Fungi; Ascomycota; Sordariomycetes; Glomerellales; Glomerellaceae
Exons: 2
Coding region: 1-300 (99 amino acids)
Source: RefSeq, a predicted model, not a curated record
AUGGAUACCUCUAAGCCUAAUCUAAUCAAGCCAAGCAAGCGGGAUAGAACGAAUGAGAACUUUGAGAAGGCCAGAGAGAACCUCAUGUGGCGAUGCGAUGAAAUAAGCCGCCGCUACCAGUCAGACGUCUAUAUUGUGCUGAAGAGGAGAUGCAAGCACUAUGAAUACAGUUCUACUGAUGACCCGGCAUGGCCGAUAUCUAGAGCUGAUAUGGAGAAAGUCUACCCCAUGCCCAUGAGGAAGACGGCAGCCGAUUUUGUCCGCCGCAGAGGCCUCCGAGAUGGUUAUUGCCGAAAAUAA